AUGAUGGACUGUUUCUGCGAGGAGUCGUGGCGGAACCACACCCCACACUCCACAGCACAAGAUCGGGUACUGCCAGCAGUGUCCGAUAGGGUCAAGUGGCCCGCCCAUAUGGGUGCCAGGCCACCUCCCUAUUUCAAUGCCGGAAUGUUCGUUUUCAAGCCCGAUCUUGCUACCUAUCACGACCUAUUGAGUACACUGAAAGCCAUCCCUCCAACUCCAUUUGCUGAGCAGAGCAAGGCCAGCGGGCUGGAAAAUGCUGGCGGCACUGGCACCGGCCCGCCCGCUAGACCGGUGUCAGCGUGGCGACACUGCCCUUGGCAGUGCCAACGGGAGUGCCGCCUGCCUGGUGCACCCCCUGGGAGUCCCCUCCCUCCGGUCUACAACCUUGUAAUGUCGAUGCUGUGGCGCCACCCAGAGAAAAUCGACCUUGGGCAAGUUAAGGUUGUCCACUACUGUGCCACGGGGGCCAAGCCAUGGAGGUUCAGCGGCAAGGAGGAGAAUAUGGACAGGGAAGAUGUUAGGAUGCUGGUGAAGAGAUGGUGGGGACAUCUAUAA
Messenger RNA from Punica granatum (pomegranate), 555 nucleotides. NCBI's taxonomy places the organism in Eukaryota, Viridiplantae, Streptophyta, Magnoliopsida, Myrtales, Lythraceae. The record is from RefSeq and is a predicted model, not a curated record.